Molecule: messenger RNA, 1590 nt
Organism: Nicotiana attenuata
Lineage: Eukaryota; Viridiplantae; Streptophyta; Magnoliopsida; Solanales; Solanaceae
Product: pantoate--beta-alanine ligase
Exons: 4
Coding region: 311-1249 (312 amino acids)
Biological process (GO): pantothenate biosynthetic process
Molecular function (GO): pantoate-beta-alanine ligase activity
Source: RefSeq, a predicted model, not a curated record
UGAUGCGAAUCUAUUAGCCAGCAGGCACAUCCUACCUUAUCACAGUGUGAUCUCUAUCUCGGACUCUCGGUCUAAUGCUAAGCCAUCGGUCCACUUCUACAGAAUUAUGCUUUUUAGGAAAGUUCAAUCGUUGAACUUUCUUCACCUGAAACUUGCUCACGCUAAACCUAUUUGCGGCUGUCCAUCUUAUAGCCUUCCCAAACAAUCCUAUACUCAUACAUAGAAUCGGUCAAAAUCUUGGUCAAUUACUCCAAGUGGAUAGCUCCAAUAAACACAAUCAAGCAAAAAUCCUCCACAAUCUUAAUUGAAAAUGGCAGGUAAAGAACCAGUUAUCAUCACAGACAAGGAAGAGAUGAGAAAAUGGACAAGAACCAUGAGAUCCAAAAACCAUACAAUUGGCUUUGUCCCCACUAUGGGUUACCUUCACGACGGCCAUCUUUCUCUAGUCCAAGAAGCACAAAAACAUACUGACCUUAUAGUUGUGUCCAUUUAUGUAAAUCCAGGUCAAUUUUCACCCAAUGAAGAUCUUUCUACAUACCCUUCUGAUUUUCAAGGCGAUAUUCAGAAACUCAAGUCUGUUGCUAAUGGUGUUGAUGUUGUAUUCCACCCCAAGAAUUUGUAUGACUAUGGGAAUUCUGAAAUGGGACUAAUUAGGUCAGCUGAGAAUGAGGGUUUAAAGGUAGUAUCUUGUGUUGAAGAUAAAGGGAUGGGGCAUGAAACUUGGGUUAGAGUUGAAAAUUUGGAAAAAGGGUUGUGUGGGAAGAGUAGGCCAGUUUUCUUUAGAGGGGUUGCUACUAUUGUCACCAAGUUGUUCAAUAUUGUUGAGCCUGAUGUUGCUGUCUUUGGCAAGAAGGAUUAUCAACAAUGGAGGAUUAUUCAGAGAAUGGUUCGAGAUCUUGAUUUUGGGAUAAAGGUGAUUGGUUCUGACAUAGUACGAGAGCAUGAUGGCCUUGCAAUGAGUUCCCGCAAUGUGAAACUUUCGCCUGCGGACAGACAAAAGGCUUUGUCUAUUAGCCGAGCACUGUCUAAAGCCAAAGUUGAGUCAGAAAAGGGACAGGUCAACUGCGGAGAGCUGAUAAAUUCAGCAAUUCAAACCAUAGAUGAAGCCGGUGGAAGGGUCGAUUAUGCUGAGAUUGUGGAGCAAGAAAGUUUAGAGCCGGUGGAAACAAUCAAGAGACCAGUUGUAUUCUGUGUAGCAGCAUGGUUUGGAAAGGUCAGGCUCGUUGACAACAUGGAAAUAAAUAUAUGACAUGGAGCCACCAAAUAUAUAUACGAUAACCAAAUAUAGAAAAACAGAGGUGAAGUACAAGUCCCUGGUUUGCAAGAAGAUUUUGCAGUUUGUAAAAGCCAUCUAAAAAUGACUUUUCUCAAAGGAAGCCAACUGGAGAAGAAAUGGCUUCAAGUGGAGGAAUCAUCUUUCCAACUGCAAGAAGAAUACGGAGCACUUAGCUAGUCUUUUCAUACUGCUCUACUAUUGUCUUGGUUUCUUUUUUAGGGUGAGAACCAGAACCAUCAUUUACUGAUUCUUCGACAAGUCUGAUCAUCCUCCUGACCUCGGCUAUAAAAUCAUUUCUUUGUUCUGACGUUUAA